Somion occarium is the source of this 2027-nucleotide messenger RNA. The record is from the annotation of a GenBank genome assembly. Lineage: Eukaryota; Fungi; Basidiomycota; Agaricomycetes; Polyporales; Cerrenaceae.
UCAGCCCUUUCUUGAGUAAUCUCCAUCAAGUCGGACUCACAGACUGAAAAUUCGGUCGCUUUCCGGUCAUCCCUGCGUUUGCACUUGUUUGUGGGGCGUCUUCAAUAGACAUCAAAGUGCACGGCCAUUGUGACCAUGAACAGCGAGGUGCGACACCAAGUUCUUUCGGUAGUGUAUGGCUAUCCUCGCUUAGCUUGUGAGAUAGUCAGGUACGUUAUCGGUAGGAGAAAAGACAACCUCGAGGACACCAUUCCCGAUUCUGGACGGAAUUCUGCAGUAUCACCUUGAUUUUCAUUCUCCUCAAUGCUGUUCAGAUUGCUAUCCUGCAAUGAUCACCAUUCGAUCGUGGAUUUAGAAACGGGAGAGCGGGUUCCAUUAGGUAGUAGGAUGCGGAUCUUGAGGAUGAAGCGUUGAUCUACUCAGUCCUUCAUUGCCCGUCGUCUAGCAAUCGAGGGCAGAGGCAGGUGAGCUCUUCGCUCGAUCGCGUGCUUACAUCCGUGGCCAUCAAAGAUAUCUUCUUUCAGCUCGAUCAGAGCAAAAUCUGCGCUACGUGUGGGUGAUGGCUCUGAAGCUCUUCGGGCGUUCGAACAGACUUUCAAACUGCUUUGUUGACCCGAGCAGAGAUGCGAGUCACUUCCGUUCGGGUCACACCAUCAACACUAUCACCUAGUCAUAGCCUUCCCGGUGUUAGCCUCUACUCCCAAGUUUACACCUCCGUUUCUCAUGAUGAUGGUUAAGCCGUCGCUCUAGUGCCCAGAAGAGCUCUCUUCUGAGCUGACGCGCUGACAUGGUUGAUGUUUCUUUGACAUCACUCGUGGCUGUAACUUUCCGACUUUCCCACGUCCAAAUAUGUUUUAGUAUUGCAAAAGUGUUCAUUUUGGACUGGCGGUAAUCUCUGGGGCUUGCACCGCUGUCAUUUGGAUCCUAGAUUGCGAGGGACCAUGAUUUUUUCUCCUUCCUUCCACAAUGGUUCUGAUCCAGAGAGUUUGGCUCGUCACUGGUACCUCCUCAGGCUUUGGAAAGCGUCUUGUAGCCUCAAUCCUUAAUCGGGGUGACCGAGUCAUUGCUACCGCUCGGUCUCUGGAGAAAAUUCAAUCCCUUCGGUCGUUACCUGGAGCCAACCCUUCAACAUUACAUCUUCUACGCCUCGACAUUACCGAUAGCAUAGAAACCAUUCAACAUGUCGUCGGCGACGCCCUUUCAGUAUGGGGUCGUAUUGAUGUUCUCGUGAACAACGCAGGCUACGGUAUGAAAGCAACAAUUGAGGAAGGCGGUUCGCUCGCUGCCUUGACCCAGUUUCAGACUAACGUGUUCGGUGUCAUUAAUGUCACCAACGCCGUUAUUCCACAAAUGCGAGAGCGUAGGUCAGGCACCGUUGUCAUUAUUGGUAGUCGUUCUGGUUGGAACCCUGCCAUGCCGCCCGUAGGUUUUUAUGCUGCAUCGAAGGCAGCCAUUCAUGCUAUUGGCGAGACCUAUUCCACGGAGCUCGCUGCAUUCUCGAUACGUGUCAUGGUCGUCAUUCCGGGUUCAUUUCGUACAGAAAACGUCCUCGGGCAGCCUAUGACGAUCCACAGACAUGUACCUGAGUACGAUAUGCUUCGGGAGGCCGCGGCACAGAAAUUCGCUGCGUUAGCGGGAACUGAACGUGGUGAUCCCAACAAGGCAAUGGAGCUUCUCGUUGACGUUGUGAGAGGGGAGGGUAGGGCGUACGGUAGGGAAUGGCCGAUGUGGCUGUUCAUGGGCAAAGAUGCGUAUAGGGACGUGCGGAAUAAGUGCGACAGGGUACUGAAGACCCUGGACGUCUGGGAAGACAUUGCCACGGACUUGGAAUUUGAUGAUCUCUGACCAUCACUAAUCGCUGUGUCUUGGGACUUUUGGAUUCUUAGGAAACAGUAUUCGUAUCACACACUCUAAUCACCGUACUAUUACAUUCUAUCAGUCGUAUCCUAUAUUCAUUCUAAUUACAGUAUAUAACCGACGAUUAAUUAACGUGACUUGUGGUUCCACAUUCCUUCUUGUGCUGUCCA